AUGACCGGUCCCGCUUCAGCACCGCGGUAUAGUGCUGAGGAUUUUGAAACGUCCUCGAUUCGAUCUGCUGCUCCUUCAUACGUGUCCGACGUACCGUCCUACCACACCCUUCCCUAUAACCAGAACGAGGUGAUUCCGCCGUACAGUCCCCCGCCUCCGAGGACUGCCACUCUGGUGUCGAGCGCUUCUCCUCCAUUGUUCGCCCCUGGCCGCCAGAGAUCGUCCACAGCCCUGCAUCACUCUGUCGGGCUCCCUCCGUUGCCUCCGGUCGCUUCUCCGAACACCAUGUCCAUACACAACUUCCACCUGCCGACGUGGUCUGCCAAUAACGGCCCUGCGGCUCGCCACUACCGCAACGUUGCUGAGAGGCGCAUCACAUCCGGCAGAUACGCUGCAUCUCCAGAGCCCAUGGCGCGUCCGAACGCUACUGAGAGGGCAUCCGAGCAACCGGAUGAUGACACGGAGAUGCGACCCUUGGAAGAUCCCUUCCUUGUCGGUGAAGUGGCCGCCGCUCAAGCCCGUCAAGAGAGGCUGCUUCGCGAAGGGGACGACAUCUUGGUCCGAGAAGACAGGCAAUGGGACUGGUUAUUAGCCCAGAUGCGUAGCUGGGACGAGCGUGAGAGGAGCUGGACUCGUUUUCGUCGCGAGGCUGAGCACCAUCAGCGUAAGAAGCUGCUUCGACGCAUCGGCGGUCGGCUGCUGCCAACAUGA
Molecule: messenger RNA, 711 nt
Organism: Ustilaginoidea virens
Lineage: Eukaryota; Fungi; Ascomycota; Sordariomycetes; Hypocreales; Clavicipitaceae
Exons: 3
Coding region: 1-711 (236 amino acids)
Source: RefSeq, a predicted model, not a curated record